AUGGCUGAAUACUUGGCAAGCAUCUACGGUACCGAAAAGGACAAGGUCAAUUGCUCUUUUUAUUUCAAGAUUGGAGCAUGUCGACAUGGUGAACGGUGUUCUCGAAAGCACGUGAAGCCAACGUUCUCCCAAACCAUCCUCAUAGCCAACAUGUACAAGAAUCCAGCACAUGAACAACUAUACACGAUACCCCCAGACCAGCUACAACAAGAUUUUGAUCUGUUUUAUGAGGAUGUAUUCAUGGAACUUGCAAAGUUUGGAGAAGUCGAGGAGAUGAUUGUAUGUGACAAUAUUGGUGAUCAUCUUGUGGGCAAUGUAUAUUGUCAAUAUCGAUACGAGGAGGCAGCUGGUAAUGCAGUGGAUAGCUUGAAUGAUCGUUUCUAUGCUGGACGACCAUUGUAUGCCGAAUUGUCACCGGUCACUGAUUUCAGAGAAGCUUGCUGUCGACAACAUGAGAUUGCAGAGUGCAAUCGUGGCGGUUUUUGUAACUUUAUGCACUUGAGGCAUCCUUCAAGAGCACUGAAACGAGAUCUUCAAGAUGCACAACGUCUAUCUGUACGUGAAAAGGAACGAGAAAGUCGACAAAAGCGACGAGAGGAAGAGGAUGAUCGAUACAGCCGGCAUGAUAGUGACCAUCGUCGUUACAAGUAUGAUGAUGAUCGUUAG
Lichtheimia ornata is the source of this 666-nucleotide messenger RNA. RefSeq lists its product as uncharacterized. The transcript is spliced from 4 exons. Gene Ontology annotation, cellular component: U2AF complex; spliceosomal complex. Bases 1 to 666 code for a protein of 221 amino acids. The record is from RefSeq and is a predicted model, not a curated record. Gene Ontology annotation, molecular function: pre-mRNA 3'-splice site binding; metal ion binding. NCBI's taxonomy places the organism in Eukaryota, Fungi, Mucoromycota, Mucoromycetes, Mucorales, Lichtheimiaceae. Gene Ontology annotation, biological process: mRNA splicing, via spliceosome.